CUCUCUUUAUUCUUCCAGAUUACUGCUUUUGUAGCAUUCCUGUGUUUUGUUAUCGCAAGAUCCCAGGAAGCAUAUUUCGUGCUUACGAUCAUGGACUUUAUCAUCACUUUGCUGUUCUUCCUGCUCUACUUGCUAAAGUUCGAUAGAAAGAUUAAAUUCUUGUUUUGUCCGCUAGUUGAUGUUUUCAACUCAUUGAUUGCAGCAUUGUUCUUCCUCAUUGUGGGCCUGUUCGCAAUAAUAACCAAGAGCAAUGUAGGAACCUUGGUUGGAGGAAUCUUUGUUAUUCUGUCAUUUUUCCUUUGUAUUGCGGAUUCGAUUUUUCUUUUCAAGAAGAUUACAUUUAAUCAGCCAAGGGGAAGAACUGUUACUAACUGAAAAUAAACAACUUACCCGAAACCCAAAUUCAUGCUCCACUCCAGAUGCUUGUUGAUCACUAGGACAUGUUUUAUCUGUAAGCUGUUUUUCCUAAAGGAUUCAGAAGUUCCUGUGUAUUUUUCUAAAUGGAUGUAUGAUUUACAAUCUUUAAGUAUUUAAGCUUUAAUGAGCUUUUUCUAUAGCACAUACUUUCACCAGUGUUAACUUUAAAUUAUUGUUGUGUUCAUUUUUGUAACUGGAUAACAUGUUCACUUUUGAAAUAUCUUUGACACAGAAGUGUUCUUUCUACAAUAAAACUGAAAAUGAAAAUGGAUCUACAUGGUUUUGUUUUAGUAACCAUACCCCAUGUCAGAAUAUUUUUCAGUUGAAAUGU
Messenger RNA from Alligator sinensis (Chinese alligator), 748 nucleotides. Its product is annotated as chemokine-like factor. Gene Ontology annotation, cellular component: membrane. The record is from RefSeq and is a predicted model, not a curated record. The transcript has 3 exons. Lineage: Eukaryota; Metazoa; Chordata; Crocodylia; Alligatoridae. Bases 91 to 375 code for a protein of 94 amino acids.